CCGGGAAAGAUGCUGCCCGGGGCGGGCUUUAGGAGUCUCUCCCCCACACCCGCCGGGGGCCUGCAGCUCAGCCCAAGCGGAAAGCUUCCUGCGGAGAGGGCCCGGAGGCUGAGGAGGAAAGCCGAGCGGGGCGCGGGCGCUGAGGGAGCCAAGGGAGCGGCUGGGGGCGCCUGUCGCCUCCCGCACUCCCCCGCCAGGCGCCGGCGGCGCCGCGCUGUUCUGUUCCCUGACAAGCGUGUGGGCUGCGUUCUGGAGCCGCCAGUUCUAUUCCUGCCACAGUGUGGAAACAAGCUAUGUUUAGGGCUGUGCUUCGCGCAACAGCUUCCAGCCUGGCAUCAGGCACAGCCCAGCAGUCCCUGGUGCCCAGCAGGCAGGUCCCUGGGGUCCUCGCAGAGGCUGUGUUCCCCUUCCACAGGUUCCUCCUACGUGCCUCAGACCUGCUGCAGCGCGUGCCGGAGCCCAGGCAGCGGGCUAGGCCAGAGGGCAGCGCGUCAGGAGCCGGGUCGGGGUCAGAAGCCCUGGCCUCUCAUGCCAGCCCUGCUGCUCCAGCUUUGCUACUUGGAACAAGUCACUUCAAAUCCUCAGAACCCUGCGGGUGCCGCGUCUCCACCCGGCGCCUCCAUCGCCUCCAACGAGCCAUGUUCCAGGCUGCAGGAGCCGCCCAGGCCACCCCUUCUCAUGAAACCAAAGGUGGCGGAGGAAGCAGUACCGUGCAGCGCUCCAAGUCCUUCAGCCUCCGGGCCCAGGUGAAGGAGACCUGCACUGCCUGCCAGAAGACUGUGUACCCCAUGGAGCGGCUGGUGGCUGACAAGCUCAUUUUCCACAACUCUUGCUUCUGCUGCAAGCACUGUCACACCAAGCUCAGCCUGGGCAGCUAUGCAGCGCUGCAUGGGGAAUUUUACUGCAAACCCCACUUUCAGCAGCUGUUUAAGAGCAAAGGCAACUACGAUGAAGGCUUUGGCCGGAAGCAGCACAAGGAGCUCUGGGCCCACAAGGAGGUGGACCCCGGCACCAAGACAGCCUGAGGCCCCUCUGGCAGUCCCCUCCCUCCUCCCUCCAUAGAGGGCCUGGAGCGGGCAGUUGGAAGGGUGGGAGAUUGGACCCUGGGCUUGGUUGGGGCAGGGUGGGAAGGGGAUGAGGCCAUCUUGCUCAGGCAGGGUUAUGGGGACAGGGCUUUGCUCCAGGAUUUCUUCUUCUCCCUCAGUAGGCCGGGGUUUGGGAACCAGGAUUGGGCUUUGCUCAGCACCCUGUUUCCUGCUUCUUUCAGCCUACCCCACUUCACCCCGUGGCCCCCCCGGGAGGCCCCCAGACUCAGCUUCCCUAUCUAGGUGCCUUUUCUCCAGCAAGGAGUCAGCAUGCCCUCCUCAGGGUCCCGAGCUCCCUCACUGCCACCUGGGGCCCUGGGCAGCCCCCACGUCUCCCCAUCUACCUCUGCCCUUAGCCUGGUCCUGAGCCAUGGAGAAUGGAGGAAGGUGAGCCAGGGUGCCCCCUGCGGCCUCUCCAGGUGCCCACCAGGACCCGCCCCGGGGAGGGGUGGGAAGUGGAGCAGCCCUGCCCCCCCCUCCAAAAAGGCGAGGCAGGGCAUGCCCGUGAGGGCCUGGGACCAUCUUGCACCGCUGAAGAAGCAGAAACUAAAGCAUCCGCCAGGCUGAGAGCCACAAAGACUGGCGGGGAGCUGGCAGGGCCAUGCUCCCUGUUCUCCUAUUUCUGUUGGUUCUGACUGUUGUGAUCAAACCUGUUUUAAAACAUGUUUCAACAGA
Molecule: messenger RNA, 1760 nt
Organism: Phacochoerus africanus (Common warthog)
Lineage: Eukaryota; Metazoa; Chordata; Mammalia; Artiodactyla; Suidae
Gene: LIMD2
Product: LIM domain containing 2
Exons: 5
Coding region: 294-1025 (243 amino acids)
Biological process (GO): actin filament bundle assembly
Cellular component (GO): plasma membrane; actin cytoskeleton
Molecular function (GO): actin filament binding
Source: RefSeq, a predicted model, not a curated record